Cornus florida is the source of this 2386-nucleotide messenger RNA. Its product is annotated as triose phosphate/phosphate translocator, chloroplastic-like. Gene Ontology annotation, biological process: transmembrane transport. Gene Ontology annotation, cellular component: Golgi apparatus; membrane. The record is from RefSeq and is a predicted model, not a curated record. The transcript has 12 exons. Lineage: Eukaryota; Viridiplantae; Streptophyta; Magnoliopsida; Cornales; Cornaceae. Gene Ontology annotation, molecular function: antiporter activity. The coding region runs from base 741 to 2012 and encodes 423 amino acids.
GUGAAGUUGAACAUCCAAUAUUUUUGUAAGAUAGAAUGCAAAAUGGGGCUAUUAUUAUUAUUAUUAUUAUUAUUAUUUUGUAAAAUACAUCACUAUUACAGGACACACUUUGGCAAUAGAGAAUUUUAAUCCUUCACAUCGCAAAGAACACAGAAUGAGAAGGGACUCUCUCUCUCACAGACCAACUUAAAGCUAAAAGACAAACAAUUCCCUCCUCUCUCUCUAUAUAUAUACAGUAUAUAUAUAUAUAUAUAAUUGAAGCAGUUGUUGCUACAAGUAACAGUCAUGUUUUUGGGAAUCGCUUGAAUUUCUUCAAAAUAUUAUUAUUUAGAAACACUGACACUGUUUUUAAGUCAGAGUUCAAGCUCAUCUACACAGAGUCACACACAUAUUAAUAAUAAAACGUGUUUUUGAACUCUCUAAAGCUUCAAUCGAAUGCUAAGUUAAUCAAAGCUUCAUCUCAUCAAAUUUUUAUUGUAUUUUGUACAACUUUGUUUAUAAUUAUAUACUAUUAAUUCUCUCUCUGUUAUCUCCGCUUAAUUUUUUUUUUCUAUAAUUCCUCGAUUUCAACGUAAAAAUUCAAUGUUUUUUGUUUGCUUCCAUACCCAAAAAUCAAUACAAUCCAUCUUCUUCCAAUUCAAUUCUCCAUCUUUUUAGCUCUGUAGUAGUAGAUUAUUUAUAACUAUAUAUAUAUAUACACACACACACGCACGGUUUGAUUUUUCUUUGUUUUGUUUAAGAUGGCUUCGAUCACUAAUUCAACUCAGCUUUUACUCAACCGUUCUCAAUUUUCUUCUCUGAGUAGAGCUGCUUCGCCUAAUUUAGCUGUGCUCAAGAGUCGUUCACUUGUUCCCAGAGCCUCCUCGAGCUCGGAGUUCUCGCCAUUGUUGCCGGAGAAUCGUAUAUCUCCAGCUCCGGUUAGCGAGCCCUUGAAAUUUUCCGGUUGGGGGCAACUUUUGACGCGGCGUGGUUCGGCUCCAUUUCCGGUCACCAAUGCUGCAGCUGCGGAUGCUGAUGGUCUUGAAAUUGACAUUACCGAUGGGGUCUCCAAGCCUUCUAAGAGCUUUGCUGAGAAAUUUCCGGCCCUACUUACUGGCUUCUUUUUCUUCACUUGGUACUUCCUAAAUGUCAUCUUCAAUAUACUCAACAAGAAGGUCUAUAAUUAUUUCCCGUAUCCAUACUUUGUCUCGGUUGUACAUCUUCUAGUUGGUGUGGUGUACUGUCUAGUCAGUUGGGGUGUCGGUCUUCCAAAACGCGCACCAAUAGAUAAGGAACUCUUGGCAGUCCUCACUCCGGUAGCAUUCUGUCACGCCCUUGGACAUGUCAUGUCUAAUGUAUCAUUCGCUGCCGUUGCUGUGUCUUUUACACAUACCAUCAAAGCCCUGGAGCCAUUCUUCAACGCUGCCGCUUCUCAGUUUGUUUUAGGCCAUCAGAUUCCCCUUUCCUUAUGGCUAUCGUUGGCCCCUGUUGUUAUUGGUGUAUCAAUGGCGUCGCUGACUGAACUUUCUUUCAACUGGCUCGGUUUCGUUAGUGCAAUGAUUUCAAAUAUUGCGUUCACCUACAGGAGUAUCUAUUCAAAGAAAGCAAUGACUGGAAUGGAUAGUACCAAUGUGUAUGCUUACAUUUCAAUAAUAGCCCUCCUCUUUUGCAUCCCACCAGCAGUACUUAUCGAAGGGCCCAAGCUGAUGCAAUUUGGAUUUGCGGAUGCAAUUGCCAAAGUCGGUCUAUACAAGUUCUUGUCUGAUCUGUUUUGGAUUGGAAUGUUCUACCAUCUGUACAAUCAGAUCGCUACGAACACUUUGGAGCGAGUUGCACCACUUACACAUGCAGUUGGAAAUGUGUUGAAGAGAGUAUUUGUGAUCGGGUUCUCCAUAGUGGUGUUCGGCAAUAGGAUCUCCACACAGACUGGGAUUGGUACUGCAAUAGCCAUUGCAGGCGUCGCGAUUUACUCCCUUAUAAAGGCAAACAUUGAAGAGAAAAAACGGAAGGCUGCUCAAACUCUGGCGUCGUAGAGUUGAAUAUUCAGAUCAAUUGGCUUUGCAGAACACUGCAUAUUAGUGAGGAAGGUAAUAAAGGAGACUCCGAAAGAUGCUGACCGGGUUUUCACGAAUCAAAAUUCUGCAGGUGGGAGGCAAGAUUUCGCGGCCUAGCUAGGCCAAGUGUUUUUUGUGUAUGCAUGUUAAAAAGCUUGCAGAAUCAGAGAAAAGAAUAAAGUUGAACUUUUAGGGAUUGAUCCAAACUUACAAAAGUUGUUUCUGUAGUCUGCUUUUACUUAUUGAUUUAUAAUUGUAACAUGAAAUUGUUAAAACAUCCAAGGUUUGGCCCAUAAGCUUGUGCCUUCAAGAAUAUUGAUUCUCUCAUAAAUGAAGUUAAAUCAAUCAAAAUA